This is a messenger RNA of Pocillopora damicornis (cauliflower coral), 2224 nucleotides long. RefSeq names its product E3 ubiquitin-protein ligase TRIM71-like. NCBI's taxonomy places the organism in Eukaryota, Metazoa, Cnidaria, Anthozoa, Scleractinia, Pocilloporidae. The record is from RefSeq and is a predicted model, not a curated record.
AACCGCACCCAGUUCUCAACUUAGUCAGCUAGAUAUGGAUGUUCAACAGCUGUUUAGAAGCCUCAAGAAGGAAGCCGAGUGUCCAUUGUGUUUAGAAACAGUCAAAGAUCCCAAGACACUGCCAUGUCUUCACUCAUUUUGUAUGCGGUGUAUUGACAAACACGCAGGAUAUGCAAAAAGAAAGUUAGAAACGACGAUCAAAUGUCCAGUUUGUCAGGCUUGCUUUCAGAUCCCUGACGGAGACACGUUUGGUAAUCUUCCCACAUCUUUUCAUCUCAACCGACUGGUGGAUCUCCUCGCUCUGAGAGAUGGCAGCGAAGAGACUCAGAGAUGCAACAGUUGUGAAGAAAACAACACGGCAACCUGCUAUUGCUUUGUUUGCCAGAACUUUCUUUGCAAGGAUUGUUUUGACGCUCAUCAGCGCCUGAAGGCCACAAGAGGUCAUCGCAGUGUUUUGAUCGAUAAUUUGCAAGCGCAAGAUGUGGAGGACUUGAUGCACAGACCCACCAUGUGUGCAAAGAAAUAUCACGAGAAUGAACCGCUUGAUUAUUAUUGUCAAGACUGUAGCGUUUGUAUUUGCCACAAGUGCAGUAUAUUGAGUCAUAAUCGACAUUCUUUAGUAGACUUACAGGAGGCUGCCGAAGAACAAAAGAUGCAGAUGACGCAAGUCUUUGCUAGAGUUAAGGAAAAACUUGUUAUCGUGGAGUCAAAGAUAUCGGAGCAAACUGAACUCAUGAAUAAAAGCGAAGAAGAAAUCUGCGCCGCUGAAGAGAAGGUUACGAAAUUUGUGCAAGAAAUUAUUCGAGUUGCGAAGGAACAUGAAACGGCUGUUAAUGGCCAACCGCUGACUGGUAGUCCCUGGAGAGUUCAGGCGACUGAUCAUCAGUACAAAGCUAUUCAUUCGUUUGGAUCACAUGGGACAGAAACUGGACAGUUUAAAGGAUCAGUUAGCAUUGCAGUGAAUGAAAGAACAGGAAAGAUUGCCAUAGCAGAUUAUUUUAAUCGUAGAGUUCAGUUGUUUGAUCGUGAAUUCUUUGCCAGAGUUAAGGAACAACUUGUUAUCGUGGAGUCAAAGAUAUCGGAGCAAACUGAACUCAUGAAAAAAAGGGAAGAAGAAAUCUGCGCCGCUGAAGAGAAGGUUACGAAAACUGUGCAAGAAAUUAUUCGAGUUGCGAAGGAACAUGAAACUGCGGUAAAAACCAAGCUGGCAGAAAUGAAAGUCUCGCAACAAAGGAAUUUCGCAGCAGAAAUAGGAAAUGUUCGGUUAAUCGCUGCUCAGCUAAGGAGUUCUGUCGAAAAUGGUGAAGAUGUCAUACAACGAAGCAUCGGUCCUGAAAUUCUGCAAGCAGGACAUGCUGUGCUUGGUCGAUGCGAAGAACUUUUAACCUUACAGGAUGUUGAAGUAUGUAUACCUCAACAUGUCGUUUAUUGUGUAAAUGUGGAAGCUAUGAAUACUGUUAGAGGCUUGGUUUUGGGUCAAGUAUUCGAGACUAACACGGAUCCUUCACAGUCAUCGGCAGAAGGAAGAGGUUUAAUCGAAGCACUAGCAAACAAUGAAACUAACUUCACGGUCACUACGCGAGAUUCAAAGGGAACUCAGUGGUAUAAUGAACAAGACGAACUGACUGUAAUAGUCCGCUCUCAAAAAGAAGAGGAGGAGGAAACGAAAAUUGAUGACUGUAAGAAUGGAAGCUACGUAGUGCGUUACAAGCCAAAGAGUGUUGGCUUACGUGACAUUUCUGUUGAGGUGAAUGGCCAACCGCUGACUGGUAGUCCCUGGAGAGUUCAGGCGACUGGUCAUCAGUACAUAGCUAUUCAUUCGUUUGGAUCACAUGGGACAGAACCGGGACAGUUUAAAGGACCAGGUAGCAUUGCAGUGAAUAAAAGAACAGGAAAGAUUGCCAUAGCAGAUUAUUUUAAUCGUAGAGUUCAGUUGUUUGAUCGUGAAUGCAAAUAUCUGAGAACAAUAGGAGACAAGGGGCGUGAUGCUGAGAAAAUCAAGUUUCCUCUUUCGGUGGAAUUUACAACAUCUGAUGAAGUCAUCGUCAUUCAUGGAGAACUUUUUAUAUCGAGUAAGAUGUUUUUGUUCACUGAACAUGGCGACCUCAUUAAAGUCAUAGUCAUUAACGUAGGAAUUAAAUCUCCCUGGUCUGUCACUGCUUUUGAACAUAACAAAUUGUUGGUUUAUGAUUAUAAAAAGCAUCUAAUCCAUGUUUUGCAGUAG